This is a messenger RNA of Megachile rotundata (alfalfa leafcutting bee), 883 nucleotides long. RefSeq lists its product as uncharacterized. Lineage: Eukaryota; Metazoa; Arthropoda; Insecta; Hymenoptera; Megachilidae. Gene Ontology annotation, molecular function: N-acetyltransferase activity. The record is from RefSeq and is a predicted model, not a curated record.
CAAGUUAUUAACUAUAGUAUAAAUGUUCUACUGAAUGAACAGUAAUAAUGAAUUAUAGAAUUAUCAAUGAAGUCAUCGUACGUACGCCUGUUACGUAGAUUAAAUUACCAAAGAAUAAGAAUAUAAAAAAAAAAUAAUCAACGUGAAGAUAGAACCAACAAUGACUUCAUAUAAUAUUGAAUGGGCAACGAAUUGUCGCUUGCCUGAAAUCUUAUCUUUCUUACACGAAAACUUUGAUAAAGAAGAAACUAUGCUGAAGAGCCUACGAGAUAAUAAUUGUCUAACAGCCGAAGACGAGGAACUAAUGAGGAUCGAUCACGAAAGAUUAAUCCGAGCGAUCUUUGCCUUUUCACCCUGCCUGAUUGCUGUGGAAAAAUCGUCGAAGAUAAUCGGCGUAAACCUCAUGAUCGUCAGUAGAAAUUCGAAGUUCGACGAUAAGGCUGAUGGAGUUUCUGCGGCGUUCACCAACAAUCCUCCUACAACGAGAUUAAUGAAAGAAUACUUCAAUUAUCUAUCCGAAAUCAGCGACAAGGCUGAACUGUUCGAUAAAUUUCCAAAUGCUAAAGCAGCCGUAGAAUUCUACGCGGUUGCUGUAGAUAAGAAUUACCGUAAGCAAGGUCUUUCGAGAGCGCUGAUGACUGAAGGAAUAUCGUUUGCGAAACAUAAGGUCCAGGAUGCUGGAUUUAUAUUCGGAGUAUACACGUCUCUGUACUCGAAAAAAGCGGCAGAGGCUCUUGGUUUAAAGAGCGUCAUGGACGUUGAUCUCUUAACUUACAGGGAUGCUGAAGGACGACCUAUUUUUCAAGACACCCCUCCACAUAAUAUUAUUUCUGUCAUGGUGUUACAACUUACGUAAAACCUACAAUAAAAUUAUUUAAAUAAA